CCGCUGACUCCAGUAACGCAGUCGAACAAUCAUGGCGGAUGAUUUUCGUGCUUUCGUUUAAUCUACUGCUACUGAUACUUCCAAGAUAAAGGAUUUAUGUCAGUAAACUAUCCUCAGAUCAUGAUGAUAACACCGCAUAAAAUACACACAAGUGUCUGAGAUAGAACAUUGUAAAGAUAUCUGCCAAGACCUUUUGGUUACACCACAGAAAAAUAUGGUAGCUUCACGUUUGGUGCCCAAGUUUACUUCCCUGUUUAGUAGACAGUCUGCUGCUAUCAUUGGAAUGAUUCAUGUUGAUGCCUUGCCUGGAACACCAAUGAAUAAAUUACCCAUGACUGAGAUAGUUGAUAAAGCCAAACAUGAAGCACUGAUCUACAAGAAGGCAGGGCUGGAUGCUGUCAUGGUAGAAAACAUGCAUGACCUUCCGUAUCUCAACCGUCAAGUUGGACCGGAAAUUACAGCUGCAAUGAGUGUGAUCUGCAAUUCACAUGCCAUCACAAAUGAUGUUGACAUCUUGGAAACAGCCAAAGCAGCAGAGUUCUUUCAUUCAGAUGGGGUUGUUAUAACUGGUAUCUCUACAGGAUCCCCCGCAAGCUACAAGGAGAUGUUAGCAGUACAUGAUGCAGUAUCUGUGCCAAUAAUAAUAGGAUCUGGGGUGGAUAUCAGUAACGUGGACCAAUAUCUAAGUGCUAAUGCCAUGAUAAUAGGGUCRCAUUUCAAGGAAGAUGGCCAUUGGUCCAAACCUGUCAGUUUUGACAGGGUUAAGAGCUUCAUGGCCAAAGUCGAACAAAUCAGAAAAUAAAAAGUUAAAUAAAGCUGCCGACUGUUGAAGUCAUGAACUUUUACAUGCUCUGCUCUGAGAGUACACGUGGCCCAAGCACCCCGUUUUGGGCAACUUGUAAUAUUUUGUUUUUCAGGUUUCAAUGACUGAACUCGCUAGCGAAAUUUCCCAAAAAAUAAUGGUUAACAUGAAAUAAAUACAAUUUAUCUUGA
Messenger RNA from Actinia tenebrosa (Australian red waratah sea anemone), 993 nucleotides. RefSeq lists its product as uncharacterized. The record is from RefSeq and is a predicted model, not a curated record. Lineage: Eukaryota; Metazoa; Cnidaria; Anthozoa; Actiniaria; Actiniidae.